GGCCCCGGUCCCGGCCGCCCCGCGCCCGCCGCCCCCCGGUUCCCCCCCGGUUCCCCCCCCCCCCGGCAUGGCGGGGCCGCCCGUGCCCAGCUCGCAGAAGGCGCUGCUGCUGGAGCUGAAGGGGCUGCAGGAGGAGCCCGUGGAGGGCUUCCGCGUGGCGCUGGUGGACGAGGGGGACCUGUACACCUGGGAGGUGGCCAUCUUCGGGCCCCCCGGCACCGACUACGAGGGCGGCUACUUCAAGGCUCGUCUCCGGUUUCCCAUCGACUACCCCUACUCUCCCCCUGCGUUCAGGUUCUUGACCAAAAUGUGGCACCCCAACAUCUACGAGACCGGUGAUGUCUGCAUCUCCAUCCUGCACCCGCCCGUGGACGACCCGCAGAGCGGGGAGCUGCCGUCGGAGCGCUGGAACCCGACGCAGAACGUGCGGACCAUCCUCCUGAGCGUCAUCUCGCUGCUGAACGAGCCCAACACCUUUUCUCCUGCCAACGUGGACGCCUCUGUGAUGUACCGCAAGUGGAAGGAGAGCAAAGGGAAGGACCGGGAGUACACGGACAUCAUCAGGAAGCAAGUCUUGGGGACGAAGGUGGACGCUGAGCGGGAUGGCGUGAAGGUGCCCACCACGCUGGCAGAGUACUGCGUGAAGACCAAGACUCCGGCCCCAGACGAGGGCUCGGACCUGUUCUACGACGACUAUUACGAGGACGACGAGAUGGAGGAGGGAGCAGACAGCUGCCACGGUGACGACGAUGACUCUGGCAACGAGGAAUCUUGAUGGCCCCCUGGCGUUGCGAAGCGUACUAUAAACUACUGAGUUUUACCUCAACUAGGACAAACUGGUUUGAAUUUAGGAUCUGUCAGCCCUGAAAUUAACUCUCUACCUCGCAGGGAGACUGUUCUGCUGUUGCAAAGGAAACCCCAGCGCUGUCUUUGUAGAAGAAGCAAAAAAAAAAAAAAUCCCUAUUUUAUAAACUGCCUGGGUGGGGACGGGGAAGUCUCGCUGGGGCAUUCAGGAGCCCACAGCCGCGGGGGGGCUGGCGGCUCUGCCUGGCUGCUCGGGCACGUCCAGCUCCUCCCGAGGUGCAGUGUGGGGAGGCCGUGGAGCUGGGAGCAGGGAGCUGGGAGCAGGGGAGCUUCUGUGCAGCUUUCUGUAGCCUCCGGGCCGGGAGGGGACUGCGGGGGGGUGGUUGGGGGGGGGCACAGCUCCCCCUUCCCUGCUGUGAGGCUGCCCCGAGUGGGACCCCGCUGCCGCCCCUUCCUGCAGGGGGCCGUGGGGCAGGCCGUGGCUGUUGGCAGCUGGGAGGGAUGGGGUAGUUCUGAGUCUUUCUGCUUCUGUUUUUUUAGAAACUAUUUAAUAAAGCGCUUUAAGGGA
Anas platyrhynchos (mallard) is the source of this 1372-nucleotide messenger RNA. RefSeq names its product cell division cycle 34, ubiquitin conjugating enzyme (gene CDC34). The record is from RefSeq and is a predicted model, not a curated record. NCBI's taxonomy places the organism in Eukaryota, Metazoa, Chordata, Aves, Anseriformes, Anatidae.